UGGAGUUCGCCGCUGACUCUUCUUUCAUUCUUUGAGGUCAAUUCGCAGGAUUUCGAAUCAGUCCUGCGCUCUGCAUAUACGUACACACACAGACGAGAUGUCGGACGACUUAAACCGGAUCCUGGCGAUAUCGUCGCAUGUGGUGCAUGGCUACGUGGGCAAUCGGGCGUCCACGUUCCCGCUGCAACUCCUAGGCUGGGACGUGGAUGUGCUCAACACGGUCUCGUUCUCGAACCACACCGGCUACACGCAGUGGAAAGGCGAGCGUGUGACGGCCGAGAUGAUCACCGACAUAUACGAGGGCCUGAAAUCAAACACGCUGACAGACUACGACGUCGUGCUCUCCGGCUACCUGCCCGGAGCCGAGGCCGUCCGCGCGGUCGGCCGCGUGGUCGAGAACCUGCGCAACGAUCAACGCACGUCGCAGUACGGCCGCGACCAAAUCAUCUGGGUCCUCGAUCCUGUGAUGGGCGACGAAAAUAGGCUCUACGUCGCGCCCGAGGUCGUGCCUGCGUACGAGAGCCUGCUGCCGCUCGCGACCGUCAUCACACCGAACCAGUUCGAGACAGAGCUGCUGACCGGCACAAAGCUCUCGAGCGAGACCGACAUCUUCACCGCACUCGCGAUCCUCUACGACAAAUUCCACACGCCAAAUAUCAUCAUCUCCUCGGCUGUGCCGGCGCAGUCAGAAACCACCACCACCACAACCUCAUCAUCCGAGUUCCUGUGCGCGGGACAGACGCUGCGGCAGGAUGGCUCGCUAUGCCAAUUCUACCUCCGCCUGCCCUUCAUUAACGCCUACUUCACCGGCACAGGCGACCUCUUCGCGUCCAUGGUCGCCGACAAAUUCUACAAGCACACGCAGCGGUGCAAGCAGACGUACCCCGCCGGCACCGCCAUCCCGGACGAGGACCUCCCGCUCGUGCGCACGAUCGAGGACGUGAGCGCGGUCGUGCAGGCCGUGCUGCUGAAAACGGCCGAGAGCGUGCAGAAAUACAACGAGCGCGCGGACAGAGAGGCCGAGGUGUCUGGUGUGCCGAGGCCGGAGAAGGGAACAAAGGAGCGCAGGAUCGCGGAUAUGAAGCAUGGCGAGCUACGACUGACGCAGAACCAAGAGGUGUUUAGAAGCGUCAAGACUACAGUCAAAGCUCAAUUCCAUAGACAAUAACAUAAUAGACUAGAAACCGUGCUCACAAAUAAAAUGGAAGCAAAAUAGUCUUUUCGAACAAUGGCUUAUCUGUCACGCUUAAGUUCCAUGCCUAUAAAGACCCUCUUUUAAAUGACUUUGCACGUUUAUACUUGCUUGGAUAUACUACUUGGUUUGAUAUAAUGUAAAAAUUAGAAGAUUGUAGAUUCAAUUGCGCGACUCCCAUUUUUAUAAUUAUAUAAAAAAAAAAUGCCAGAAAAUACCCUUGAACUCCUAAAGUAGAUAUGUAUACAUAUGAGAGAAACC
Messenger RNA from Myxozyma melibiosi, 1453 nucleotides. RefSeq names its product Ribokinase-like protein. NCBI's taxonomy places the organism in Eukaryota, Fungi, Ascomycota, Lipomycetes, Lipomycetales, Lipomycetaceae. Gene Ontology annotation, biological process: pyridoxal 5'-phosphate salvage. The coding region runs from base 98 to 1168 and encodes 356 amino acids. Gene Ontology annotation, molecular function: pyridoxal kinase activity. The transcript has a single exon. The record is from RefSeq and is a predicted model, not a curated record. Gene Ontology annotation, cellular component: cytosol.